CAUAUUGCUGUUGGUGUCUGAUGUUGGCCAAGCGAUCCACUACGGGCUCGUAGGAAUUAGACGAAUUGUGAUUGUGUCAUUACUUUAGCAGGGAGGGUAGGAAAGGGAAGGGUUGGCCUGGGGUUUAUGUAGGAUAAUGAGUGGUGCGCGGUGCUCGCCGUCUGGAGAGACCGACUGCAAACCAAACAUGGGUGAUGUUCUCGGCAAAGAGCACGAAGAGCCCGAAGAUAGAGAGGACCAACUUUCUGAUCCUUUCAGCGAAAAUAUGGAACGGGAAGAGGCGGAAGGGGCUGAAGCAGAGGAUGAAACUUCUUCGAGUGAUACUAAAGAUUCUCCCGGGCCCAAAUUAGGUCCCGGAGAGGAGGAAGAGAUCCAAUUGGUGAAUGAAGUCAGUGACAUAUUGACCAUUGGUGAAGGAGUGGAUCAUAAGCAACUGAAUCAAGCCAAAGAAAAAACACAGGUUGAUAGUGCAGAGGAGAAUCCUAACAGUAUCAGCAGAACACCUUCCGAAUUACCAGAAGUAGAAACCGCUCUCAUUACCAAGACACUUUUAGAUUCUAAUGCAUAUACAUGCCCUGUGCCUUCAUCCAAUAGUGAAGGAAGUAACAGUGUGGAAGAGUCAGAUGUAGACCUUGAAAUUGUGGUUGAUGGGUACUAUGAAGAUGGUUAUGAGGACGAUGAUGAAGAGGAUGAUGAGGAUGACGACGAAGAUGAUGAUGAAGAAGGGGGUGUGGAAGCUGAUGAUGAAGAUGAUUUCGCUGAAAGUGAAGUUGUGGAUGAAACUCCUGAAUUGGCAGAAACCAUUGGUGGAGAAGAUGUGAACAAGCUACCCUCUACGUACCCGUCUUCUGAUAGCUCUGAUGAUACUAGACAGACUAUCAGAAAGAAAACCGCACCUAAUGGAAGAUUAUGUGAUAGUAUGAGGCGUAGAAAAUUAAAUAAAGUUAAGGAAUGUAUGCAACCAAGGUCAAACAUUCCUCAUCAGUUAGAUCAAACAGCACUGCUCUCUGAGGCCAUGACUAACUUAAAAUUGGACAGUGGAAGACUUCAAAACUUCUGUGAUGCCAACACAGUUAAUAGCAACUCUGAGAGAAUUGCAGAAAGUAAAAUGUACCUUAAUGACACUGAAAAAGUGCAAAUGUCAGAAGACCAUGAUGAUGCAAGAGUGGAAGCUGAAUCUGAGAGCCCUCAGAGCCCGCCAAAUUUGAAACGAAUUGUUAAAAGUGAUGGGGCAGUAUCCACUGAGGAGGAGAAUUCAUCUCUUAAUGAGGAAGACAUUAAGGAAUUGAUGCGACAAGAAGCCUUACAACGUAGAAGAGAAACAUGCACAUGUGAAGCAUGUGAAUCAAAAAGGCUACAACUCAAUGAGCAGCGUAAACUCCAGGGAGCAUGGAUGGAGCUGCGCCACUUUGUUCGAGAAGUGUAUCAUAUUAUUUUGGAAACACCUCGGGAUGAUGUGAUGCCAAUAGUUGAUUCCUCCCAAGAUGAACAUAUGAAAGCUAUUGCAAAAAGGCUAACCAAAUCCGAUCCACAUCAACUCUAUCAUAGGCUGCAAUCACAAGUUCAUGAGGUAGCCAGUGCUGUCAAAACACGGCUUAAAGAAAUCUCAGAAGACCACCAUCAAGACACCCUAGUUGCUGCUCAGUUCUUUGAUGGUCUUUUCUAUUGCUAUGACAAAGUAUCAUCUGCUGCCAAGAGGAUAGCUCCUAUACUAGAAGAUUUAGAAGCAAGGCAUUUAUCUCGGUUCAAUCUGACAUGGGAACUACUUAACAAAGCUGUGUAUUACCAAGUUGUGUACAACGAUACUGUCAUUGCCAACAAAUUGCCUGAAAUGAUCGGUAUGGUUAGUGACAAGAGUCCAGAAGUGCAGGACAUGAUGCGGUUCUACAUGGCUUUUGAUGAUGAAAUGAGUAUUAUACAGGCAAUGUGGCGAGAGUCAUAUGAACUCUUACAAAAAUACAACAACCAGCAGGCCAAAAUCAGGGCAAAGCAGCAAAUGUUGCUGCGAGAUUGGGAAAUGUUUAAAGCUCAGCGUAAACGAGUGCAACGUUCACUUGAUGAAGGAAUUGAACUAGAUCGCAAUAGCCUAGCAGCUGAAAAUGGAUCAGAAGAAGAUGGAGCGGAGGUCUUAGUUUGUCCUUCAUGUAAUCGUGUUCAAUCUUGUCCUUGUGAUGAGUGCUGUCUAUCUCACCUAUUUGUUUGCCGUGCGCACAAUCCUGGUAUUCCUGCUGAUUAUAGCCCUACUCUUGAUGGCCCGAGGAUGGCUGGAGAUGGAGCUGGAGAUGGACCAACCCUAGAACAUAUCCAGAGAAGUGCUGCAGAUCAGAAAUGUUCCUGCCAUAUUUGCAGUGCUCCUCAAAAUGGCUCAGAGGUGAAACAGACUUGUUGGUGGUGCACCUUGCGCUGCGGAUGCUUGUGUAACCAUGAAGAACGUCCUCUCAAUCCUAACCAUGAUCCUGUGCACCACUUUACCAACACAAUAGCAGGCAAUGGUGAUGGGAUUACUGGCCAUUCUCAUUCGCACCAUGUCAAAUCAUCGCUCAAGUCUCUAGGGACCAAACAUGCAAAACACUGCCUAAACCUUGGAUGUCCAAACUUGGGAAAAGAGCAAGCCAAUGUACAACUAGGAGAGACAAAAUGCACAAUUCAGAUUAAGAGGUCUAAUAACAGUCAUCAACGGGUGAAUGGAGUCAAGAGAAAUGAUUUGGGGCCUGUAGACAGUGCAGCAGUCGCUGAUGCCAAAGUCCCUCAAGUGUCGUUUAAUGUGCAUGCGAAAGAAGGACAGCCCCAACCCCAGCCCCGUGCCCACUUUACUGCGGGCCCAGGCGUCAAUAUACCAGACACUGACAUGUACCCAGGUCCCCCAGCUGACUUUGCCUUGCCCCCUUCAGAAUUUGCCGGAAAGGUCACAUCUACAAAUACAAAUCAAGAACCAAUAUUUUUACUGACCAAGGCUGGAGCAUCACCACCUGCUAACAUUCCUUCCCUUCAAGGAAUGUCUACUCCCACCGAAGAACCGUCUGUGAAGAGAAUCUCAUCAUCUGUCCCAUCCUCACCUCCCACUACACCUCCAUCUGGCAAAAAUCCUCUUACUCGAGCAACCAUUCAAGGAAUGCUGGAAGAAGCUCUGGAGCGGAAGAAGGCUGAAAUAGCUCGCGCUGCCCAAGAGUCUUCGGCAGCAGCCACCCCCGCCACGGUCCCGGCCGCGGUCCCCGCCACGGCCCCAGCGCCGACGGCUGCUGAAACGGCCCCAGCCACGGCCUCGAACCCCAAGCCCAAACUGGGCCACACGUGCACCUCGGCCAAGCACAAGCAGCACACGCACUCGCCCAGCCACAGAGACCCCAAGAACUGCGACUGCUGCUUCUGCGAGAUGUUUGGCCACGGGGCGCCCCCCGCCGCGCCGACCAGCCACCGAUUCCACGAGAACCGGCAGCGCCUCCGCUCCAAGCUCAACAAGAGCCGCGCCAGCAAGCAGCAGGCCGCGGUCCCGAUCCCAGCAGCAGCCGCGGGUGGCGCGCGGACGGUCACCGGGUCCGUGGCCCUCCCGGCCGUGGCGGCCACCAAGGCGGCCACCAAGGCCCCAGCCGGCGCCGUCAAGGUGGUGACCGGCCCUCCCCGGCCCACCACGGUUGGCGCACCUGCAGCUGCAGUCGCACCCGGCAGCAAGGCGGGCGCCACCGUGGUCGUCAGGGCGGCCGCCCCCAUGCCCGCCGGAGUGGCUGCAACUGCUGGGGCCGCCAAGAUGGGCGCGACGGGGCCGGUGGUGGCGACGCGCGUGGCUGGCGCGGGCGUCAAGGUGGUUCCUCAAGGUGCACCCCAAGCAGUGCCCCACGCUGCCCAACCGCUGACCGGGGCCGCCGCCGCCCGGGCGCUUGCGUACAGUAUGGCGGCGGGGUCGUCCCAGACGGCAUGUAAGUCGACUUGCUCAGAGCCCGAGUCCUGCCCGCCGUACCUGGUGGGCCUGCACCGUCCUGUCCCCGUCAAGCCCGACCUGAAGCACACGGGCCCCGAGGCCGAGGCCGCCGAGGCGGAAGGUGCGAGGGUCGCCAGGGCAGUGGCAGUGGCCGUGGCCAUGAGAGGUGCUCAAUCCAAUUUUGCCUCGGCGUUGAAUGCUCCCGUUAAUAUUGCUACAUUUGCACCACCUGCAGCGGGCUCAAGUCAGACAGCGUUUACCGGCACCGUCGAGAAGAGGCAGACUGUGAUCGCGGCCGCUGCGAGCAGCGCGCAGGCCGUCCAGGCGGAGGGCUCGGAGGCCAAGGGGGUGCGGCCCUCACACGUGGCCGCAGCCAAGUUGGCGGAGGCGGGCACCGUUCGCACCAACACGCAGCCUCAGCCUCGGCCGCUCAAGCUGAUGCCCAGAGUGAUAUCACGGCCCGACCACUCGCCGGACACGCUUCCGCCAAUGUAUCCGAUGCCGUACCCGCAGCCGUCCACCAGCGUCAAAGUGACAGUUACCAGUAGCAACCAAAAAGCAGCGGCCAGUGCUGCGCCCAAAGGGAUGGCGUCACAGCCUGCCCAAGUUCCCCAACCAGCUCAGGGUGCUGCUUGUCAGAGGAAAGUGGCAACCCCAGUCCCCGCCCCACCCAAGGAGGAGCCUGUUAAGAUAGAAGAUACUAGGCCAAUCGAUGAAUUGUUGGACUUUAUUGAAGGUAGCCCAAAUCCUGAACCAAAGAUUGUAGACUCUAAAAAAGCAGCCAAAAGGGAAAGACAGAAGCAGAAAAAGCUUGAACAGCUGAAGAGAGAAGAAGCAGCCAAGGCUCAGACCCCUGAUGUUACCAUCACAAUGCUCAAGGACUCUGAUCCAAGAGGGAAGGGUAAAAAGGGAUCCACUAAAAGAACAGAAGAAGUUGUAUCAACUAUUCCUAGCGCCACUGCUCAAAGUAUACGGGAUCGUAUCAAAAGUCAAGUUGGUGAAGUUGCCAAAAAGAUGGGUAGUUCAGAUCAGCCUCAGAUGGUUACAAUUAGGCGUGUAAUGGAACCCAACAGUAGUGAACCCACUGUUACAAUUACCCUGAAAGGUGCUACCCCUGACAAAGAUAAAGUCUUAUUUACCUUAGUGAAUGGUCAGAAUGAAGUGGUCUGUCAUGAUCAAGCCACAUCAGCGCCUAAAACUAAAAAGCAAAGAAAGAUGGAGAGGCGCCUUCUUCGUCAACAACAGCAGCAGCAAAUACAAGUGGAAGAGGGCUUAGACAAUGAAGAGGAGGAAGAAGAAGAGGAAGAAAUAGAUUUGUCCAGUCUCACCAAAACUCAAAGAAAGAAGCUUCGUAGAUUGCAGCGGAAGCAGGAAGAAGAACAGUUAGCUGAAGAACAGCGUCUGAGAGAAGAGGAAGAAGAAAGACUGCGUCUAGAAGAAGAAAAACGAAGGCUAGAGGAAGAAGAGAGACUCAGGAAUAAGAAAUCUAAUGCAAAGAAGGGUAAAAAAACAGAACAACCUAAACCCACAAAUAAAGUCAGUAAAGGUACUCCUGAGCCCGACUCAGAUGACGAGUUUCUCAUUCCAGUUCAAAUGACCAAAAAAGAACGGAAGAAGGCUCGCAAGGAACAACAGCUAUUGGAGGAUGAGCUUAGGCGACAGAGACAGAAGGAAGAAGAAGAAAGAGAGAAGCAGAGGCAGCAAGAGUUAAAGGAACAAAAAAAGAAACAGAAAGAACAACAAAAACUAAAAUCACAACAGCAGAAGCAAGAGAAGGCCCAGCAACAGCAGAAAGGAAAGGAGAAACAAAAACAGGCACAGCAACAAAAACAGCCUCAGGUACCCAACCAGCAACAACAGCAACAAAAGCAAAAACAAAAGCAAGCAUCUGUGAAGCAGCCACAGCAGCAACAACAAAAGGGGUCUUCAAAACAAGGUGGAAGAAUCACAACCAGUAUCAUUCCAAAUCCUCUCACUCUUGGAUCUUAUAUGCCACCAGUUGGAAGCUUAGAAUGGACCACACAGGCCUUGGCUGCAUCAAGACCGAAUGUUACCAUUCAGCCAGCGGCCGCGGCUGCUUCGCCGUCACUGGGAGGCUUAGAGCAACGUUUUUCCACCACACUUACCCUAAAUGGGAAGCCUAUUUUGCCUCCACCAAGGCAGACCACUCCGGAGCCAUCUCAAGACUUUAGCCUUGAAAACCUUAAACUUCCGCCUGGAAUUACCAUUACCAAAGUAGAUCCUAGCCAAGUUGCUCAAAGGAAACCUCCUAUUUCCAAGCCUCAAGUUACCAAAACUGUGGUUCUUAAUCCCACUCCAACUACUAUUAUAGCAGCUCCUCUUUCUGGAAACAGACCUCCUAGCAAUUAUAAUUCUGGUUCAGGCCAGGAUCCCAAUUCAAAUGUGAUAGUCGUAGACACCGGCAAACUGAAACAGGACAUAGCCAAGAGAGAAGAAGAACCAGAGCAGGUUGUGUCCAGGAAGAAAAAGAAUAAUAAAAACAAGAAGGCUGCAGAAGCUCAAUCAAGACUGCAGGGGCCACCUUCAAACGGUUCCCCCUAUCUUUAUGGUAUGAAUUCUGUGAGCAUUACACCUGCUGGGCAACCUGCAGCUGCUGCUACUAACCCUCAAGCUGCCAUCAUUAAAGUGAAUGGGAACAUGGUGACCAUUCGCAACCCAGCCAUCCACCCUACACCACAGAGGUAUUCUGGGCCAGAUGAAGUAGCUGGGCGUAAACCCACCCCUAGUAAUCCUCCUCCGAGCUUGCACCAAAAUCGUAAUAAAGAAAACAACACAUUACCACCCCGAUUCGCAAAUGCCAAGCUUGCUCAACAGACAAAUGGAAUGAAUGGCUAUGUGCCUGAGUGCAGCAAUGUUCCUAAACAUCGCCCUGCUCCUCAAACAUUUGAAGUUCCUAAAUCACAUAAGCUUCAUUAUGAGACACCUCCUCGUCACAUGGAGGCUCCUCCCCGUCAUUAUGAAGCUCCUCAAUCAUCUCAUUUAGAUGGAGCCUCCCUCCGCUACUUUGAUUCCUCUUCUCAUCAUUUUGAUGCUGCUCCUCGUCAGCACUUUGAUCACCAAGCACGACACUUGGACCCCGCUCCUCGUGCUUUUGAUCACAAUGCGCGGCACUUUGAGCCGCCAACUCACAAUUUCGAACAUCCUGGUCACCUUUUCAAUCCGCCACCCCAACAGCCUAUGCCAUUCAGUAUGCAUGACAAGCAUACCAAACAUGUAACACCUCAAAACUAUGCUGCUGCCAUUGAGGGGAAUAAAUAUAAGCUAAAGAGUGCCUACAACAAUGAUGACUGGCAACUUUUAGAUAACGUGUUUGCACCCAAGGAUAUAGACUUGGAAGAUGGUGAUAUAGAUGAUGAUGAGCGGGAGCUAGAAGCUUUCAAGCGUUUUUGUCUUCAGUCCGUGCCUCCAAAACGGAAGGAGAAAGUUCAUCUCAAUAUUGAAGACAUAGUCUUGAAGAAAAAGUCAUCUGUUGUGAGCUGUUCCUGAAUGUUUUGUUUUAGAUGCCAUAAGAAUUCAUACUUUACUGCCAUUUUCAACCCUCUGCAACUCCGAUCUGAAAAAAACAUUUUUUGUUUUGACAUUAGGUUUAUUUUCAACAGUAUUUUGUAAAUAAAUCUUUUAGUGAAGCGUGAUACCUGAUGCUUGUUGCCACAUGUACUUUAAUUUAGCAAUUGUCCAUUUCAAUGUCUAUUGUCAUGUCAAACAUGCAAACCAUCGUGUGUUACAGUAAAUAUGUUACGGUGAAGGAAGAAGUUGCGCGAUUGUCAAAAGUAAAGCUAAAAUAUGUUUUUUGACGGGCCACACGCACAACGCUCACAGGAAGGAUGGCCAUGGAGCCUUCUUGCCUCCUUGACUUCCUGGUCGGCCUCCAACCUGUCUACAACACACCAAACACACUGGUGUGAGGACGGUAGCCUAUUUUUGCCCCUGAGCCGCUCGCGCCAUCUCUGGCCUGUGUAGGUAUCAUACUCGUCGACAACAUUCUUUGGCUGUAACAAAUACAACCAAUGUGUCAAAUAGAGAAUAUUAUCUUUCUCUGUUCUUCUAAAACAACUUGUGUGCAUUCAUGAAUGUAUGUGUUUUAAAUGUCUUUCUGCUUUAAAAUUUGAACCCAGUGUGUCAAUGUAGAAUUACAAUUUAUUAUGUUUGUGACUUAAUUGUUUUCAUCCAUAUUUUAUUGCCUUGAUUAGGUAUUUAUCUAAUUAUUGUCUGGGAGGCUCCAAGUAGUGGGAGUCUUUCAAUGACUUUCACUUGAUAUUCUACAAAAUGCUCUUCAGCUAUUUAUCAACUCUGUGAAUGUUUGUAGCUGUUUAUGUCCAAGUCUUUUUCUAUUAAAUUUCAUUUGUUACUAUAUUUGCAUGACCAUAAGUGCCAAUUUCUUUAUGUCCCUAUGUGAAUGUCCCUGCCUCAUCUUAACUUGGUAGCUGGUGAUAAAGGUCAAAGAACUGACUGUGUUGUAAACUGCUGCAACUUUUCGUUAGUAGAUUUUUCCCAUCUCUGAAGAAGUUUGAAUUAUUUCGUGGAAUUUUGUGUGAUAUCUUUGUAAAUGAUACUGCGAAAUAUAGUCACGGAAAGCCAACAAAAAGCGUUCCAAAUCCAAGUUUUUUUUUUUAAAUUAGAGUGACAGCAGCAUUUCUUUACCAGCAUGAUAUGUGUUUCAUUUUCAUUUGUUGUCUAAGCUCAUUGCUGCUCACUGAUAUGUAGUUCAGCUAGGUAUUGUUAAAUUUAUGUGAAUUAAAUUAAAGAAAUACCUACGGUAUGGUGUGUGUUUAUACGUAUUGUACAAUUUAAAUACUGUUUUGACGUAACUUAAUGACUCCCAUCAGUUUAAGAAACGUUGUUUGAAUUAUUUGAUUUUUUUUCAAUGACCAUUGUGAAUCAUGAAAAUUAUUGUGUCAUAUGACAGGUAGUCUCCCUUGUGAAGUUUUGUAAAAGAAGCAUUUGCGCUUUCUCUCUCUCUCUGUCUUGUGUAUUUAGUUAAUUUAAAACUUGUAAAUAUUGAACUUGAGGGAUGUACGUUGACUGUGGUGUUGUAAAUUACUGCUAGAUUGUAGCUAAAAUGAAUGAAUUAAUUGAAGAAAACAUA
Molecule: messenger RNA, 9023 nt
Organism: Thrips palmi
Lineage: Eukaryota; Metazoa; Arthropoda; Insecta; Thysanoptera; Thripidae
Exons: 24
Coding region: 137-7423 (2428 amino acids)
Source: RefSeq, a predicted model, not a curated record